CGUGCUCAACUUUACUUCGCGCAACUCACUUUUCUUCACAGGCCGACCUCACCGCCGUGCGUGUUCAUCUCGUCUUUGUCGCGUGUUCCGUCCGUUUCCGCCCUCUCCUCACCUCCCAACGACACUAUCGCUAUGUACGACGUUCUCAAGACGGAAGAAUUGGAUAUCCCUGAGGGAGUCACGGUCGAGAUCAAGUCCCGUCUCAUCACCGUCAAGGGACCUCGUGGAACCCUGUCGAAGAACGUCCGCCAUGUGAACAUGGACAUCCGCCUCCUCCAGACGAAGAAUGCCCACAAAGUCACGCUCGCAGUCUGGCAGGGUGGCCGCAAGCACAUCGCUUGCCUCCGCACAAUCAAGAGCUUGAUCACAAACAUGAUUACGGGUGUGACCAAGGGCUUCCGAUACAAAAUGCGUACCGUCUACGCUCACUUCCCCAUCAACUGCAUCAUCCAAAACUCUGGCGCUGACGUCGAGAUCCGGAAUUUCCUUGGGGAGAAGACUGUGCGACACGUUUCCAUGCUGGAGGGUGUCACGAUUGCCGAGUCUACGGACCAGAAGGACGAGCUCAUCCUCGAGGGCAACGACAUCGACAUGGUUUCACAAUCUGCUGCUUCUAUCCACGGUUCAUGCCUGGUUCGCAACAAGGAUAUCCGUAAAUUCCUUGACGGCAUCUACGUUUCCGCGAAGGGCACCGUUGUACAGACCGAGUAGGGGUAGCCAUGUGUCCGUAUGCAUUUAUGAGGAGUUGCAGAUUAUGCUCAUGCCCAAAACAUCAUCUUCCUGGUUCAUCCUCGUUUGCUUUACC
Messenger RNA from Mycena citricolor, 805 nucleotides. The record is from the annotation of a GenBank genome assembly. NCBI's taxonomy places the organism in Eukaryota, Fungi, Basidiomycota, Agaricomycetes, Agaricales, Mycenaceae.